UUUUGUUAAAAGGGUUAUUUAAUAUUUAAUUUCUUUCAAGUGAAUAUCAAACUGCCUCAAGAUGGAAGAUCAAAUGACAUCAUUGAAUGAAAAUAUGAAAGUUACAAUUGUGAACCGAAAAAAAUCUUAUGAGAUUUCUAAACAAAAGUUAUCAUCGAUUCCUUACUUUGUGAAAUUAUUCUCCAAUUCUAAUUGUGCCGUGAUAGAACUUGAUCUUGAUGAAAGUUCAUUCGAUAAUAUUAUCGAGUUUAUUCUGGAUGGUCAUCUAUCGAUUUCUAUUGAAAGUGCCUUUUUAAUGAUGGAAAUUACUGAUUACCUUGGAAUGGACGAAAUUAAACAGAAAUAUUAUGAUUUCUACAAAUCGAAUUUUAACAUAAAACUUUUGAAUGAGUUCUUGGAUUUUUAUGAGAAACGUAAAUCCCCUGAAAUGUUUGCUGACGAAAAGCUCAAUUCCUUUAUUGCGAAAUUUUUCCUUCCAAUUACUCGCACACGAGCAUUUCUGAAAUUUCCUGUCGCUUUAUUGGAACGAAUUUUGAAGUUGAAUUUGGUUGUUUCUUCCGAGCAUCAAAUAUACGAAGCCAUUAAGCGAUGGAUCUUUUUUAAUAAAAAGGCCCGGAAACAAUAUCUACCUCAACUCAUGAAAUUCAUCAAUUUUAGUCGUUUGAACGAUGAAGAGAUUAAAAUUGUCGCCUCGACGCUUAAAGCUUCUGGAUUCACUCCCGAUACUCCACCAUCGAAGAAGCAACCUCCCCGUGCCUGUCUACCAGAAUUCUGCCAAUUUGAUUGUAUGAUUAAUCGACAAUAUAACAAGUCAUUGGUCGCAAUUUAUGAACUGGGCAAAGAUAAAAUUAAUAUUCGGCGUUUAUCAAAAUCAAACCUCUGGACUAAAUAUGGUCAAUUCACUCGAGAUGAAACAAUGUCCACUUCUCUGAUCGAAGCUAAUCACAUUGUCGAUAUUAUCUAUGCUUGUGGUCAUAAAGGUAUUCGAGUUGAUUUGAUCGGAAAGAAAUUCAAAUAUCUUGAAAUGUUUGGUGAUGACGAUUCUUAUUAUGGUCAAGUUUACAAAUAUUUCGCUCAUGAUAUUAAAACUGAUAAUACUUAUAUAAAAAUCAGAGACUCGCAAAGUGGAUCUAUUAAUAAUAUUUGUGCUAAUGUUAACAUGAAACGUUUGGAAGCCAUUUUUCUUGGUGAGCACUUGGAAGCAAUUUGUGAUGGAACAAUUAAAUUUGUUGAAUCUGCUAGAACUAAUUGUCGAUGCUCUAAGCAAGUUGAUUGGUCCGAUUGGGACAGCAAAUCUUGUGGUCAUAAUGAAUCUUGCCGUAAUAAUGAAUCUGAUAUGCUAGUGAAUAAGCCUUAUUAUUGCCCGUCUCUUGAUUAUCGAAAAUCGUCUUCUUGUGAAUCCCAAGGACCAGUUCAAACUCGGUCCUGUUUGUUAUCGAAACCAGAUAAGUAUUCAGGUUCGCAAAAGAUCUUGUGCUUUUUGACUAAACGUGAUUUCCGUCGGCAGCAUGUGGAUGGACAUAGAGUUGGCAUGGAUGCAUCAAUAGUACUUGACUUCUCGUUCCUAAAAGAUUUCAUCGAGAGCGAUUCUCUUGAUCAUAUUGAGCUGAUUUCUCAUGAAAAUUCACUUCUUAUUUGUAACAAGGAAACGAAAAUGAUCUAUUCUUAUAUCGAUGAUACAGACUAUUGGCAAUUAAUGUCUAAAAUUGAAUCUCCUGAAAAGAUGAUCGCAAUUGCAUCCAUUUGUUUACCAAUUGAUUUUGACCAAUAACUAAUUACCAAUCAAUUUAAAAUAUUGAUGUUUAAUCAAUUGAAACAAAAUUAAGUUUGGUCUACUUUUUUUAAUGUACGUGAUAAUUUUCACUUUCAUAUUUCAUUAUUGCUUAAAUUCAAUUCAAUAAAACCAUCUAACUCAUUAACACGUACAAAUCAUAAAUGAAUUACUUGUAAAACAGAAAUGAUUAGUUCUGAUCAAUAAAUAAUUAGAAAUUUCCCCGA
Molecule: messenger RNA, 1998 nt
Organism: Panonychus citri (citrus red mite)
Lineage: Eukaryota; Metazoa; Arthropoda; Arachnida; Trombidiformes; Tetranychidae
Exons: 2
Coding region: 62-1771 (569 amino acids)
Molecular function (GO): protein binding
Source: RefSeq, a predicted model, not a curated record